This is a messenger RNA of Asterias rubens (European starfish), 15810 nucleotides long. RefSeq names its product usherin-like. The transcript is spliced from 64 exons. Lineage: Eukaryota; Metazoa; Echinodermata; Asteroidea; Forcipulatida; Asteriidae. Gene Ontology annotation, molecular function: protein binding. The record is from RefSeq and is a predicted model, not a curated record. Bases 68 to 15757 code for a protein of 5229 amino acids.
UACCAGCACCAGAAAAAGCAACUCGCUCCGAAAGUGAAAGUUAAAAGAGCUUCUGUAUCUCCCAAAGAUGGCUUCUUUUGGAUUUUUAAACACAAGACAUUUGUGUGCACACAGUGGUGCUGUUCUUGUUAUAUUUGUCAUUUUGAACUGCAUACAACCCGCCAUUUGCCAGGGAUCGGGAGCCUUUCCGCAGCUGAUAAAUGCCGCCGAACGUAAGCCAAUUUCUACCGUGCCCGACAUCGGAACUUGCGGGUACAACCCGGUCACAGGUGGGCUUGUUACAACGGCCUUUUGCCGGAGUUCAACUUUAAGUUCUUCAGUCUCGUCAUGCCACCAAACGAUUUGUUCGCAAGGAUGUCCAAGCAGGACUAGUACCCCUUCCCCAUCCCAGAUUUUAUUCCCUUCUUCCCCUUGCAUUCGGCUGGAUUCUGUCGACGUUUCGCCGGUGGCUAUGCCUGGUGAAAACUCGCAGAUUUUUGAUCCUGGAUGUUUUAUUUCCCCUGGGGUAGUACCUACCGUUGGUGUCAAUGGAAGGUUCACAUUGGCUGUUUGGUUAAAACCUGAUCCGUCUUUAAAUCAAGAGGGUGCGUUACUUGAGAAGCGCUCCAGUUUUAAUGGGCAAAUCAUCUUCACCAUCUUGGUCUCACAAACUGUGAUCUCCUUUGAGUACCGCACAAGUCCAACUUUGGCCUACCUCAUCAGUGCACAAGCUGACAUUUCUCCUACGCGAUGGACACAUUUGGCGUUACAGGUAUAUGACAACAAAAUCAGUUUUUUCAUCAACGGCCUGGCAGCAGAUGGCACAGCUCUUGACACCCAGACGUUGCAGGGCCAGAUGUAUGAUGAGAGUAACGCCAUUGUCAGAGUUGGACAAAGACUAACAGAGGGGAACCAGUAUCUAGGACGGAUGCAAGAUUUCUUUGUCUUUCAAGAUACACUGACAAAUCGGGAGAUUGUUGAGUUGGCUACAGGAUCCUUCCCAGGGGUCCAUGCUCAGUCAGAGUGCAGGUGCCCAGACUCCCAUCCACGGAUCAACCCCCUGGAGGACAGACUCUGUCUCAAGAAUGGUGAGCCAGACACCACUGAUGACACCUUAGCACGCAUCGGAGAGUACGCUUACCCUCUAGAGUUUGCUAACGAUGGAGACGUUGGGAGCAGUUGGGUGUCUACGUUCACCGAUGACAUCAUGCUGUAUGUUGACCUCGUCAGUGGGGAGUUCCAGGUUUUCUACGUGGUUCUACAAUUCUACAGCCCUCAACCCACAUCAGUCACCAUAUCCCGCCGACGUAACGAUACGUUAGAUUGGUCCAACUGGCAGUACUAUGCAGAAGACUGUUUGACAGCGUUUGGCAUGCCGAAUAACGGAGCUCUACUAUCGCCCUCCUCCGUCAACUGUCUGCAAUUUUCAACGAAUCCACCUGUCCCCUACUCCAAGGGAAACAUAACUUUCCAGCUCCUGUCACCGGAGCCUAUCGCACGCCCCGGCCACAACGACUUCUACAACGCUCCGGAGCUACUGGAGUUUGUACGGGCAACUCAGAUACGCAUCCAUUUGCAGAAUCACUUUUACAUCACCAACCGACGUCAUGGUUAUUACGGCCUAGAGGAACUGACUGUCAGUGCAAGAUGUGACUGCAGUGGUCAUGCAAUGGAGUGUGAUCUCAGUACGUCCCCAUACCAGUGUGACUGUCUGCAUAACACCAUGGGAGAUCAUUGUGACACGUGUCAGCCCCUGUACAACGAUAAACCAUUCCGUCAUGGUGACCAGGAAGCUGCCUAUGCAUGUAAACCAUGUACAUGUUACAACCACGCUGAGAGCUGUGAUUAUGACAUCACGGUGGAUCCGUUCCCUGGUGAACAUUCAAGGGGCGGUGGCGGAGUCUGCAAUGACUGUGAACAUAACACAGAAGGGCGUUACUGUGAUCGUUGUAAGACUGGUUAUUACAGAGCACAGGCAACACCCCUUGACUCUGUCGAUUUGUGUAUGCAAUGCGAGUGCUUUACCAAUGGAACUGUAAACACCUCAGCCAUUUGUGAAUUGGUCGAUGGGCAGUGUCCUUGCAAGGUCUUCACUGUGGGUAGACAGUGUGAUACCUGUCGGCCAGGGUAUUUCAACCUACAGAGUGACAACCCACAGGGAUGUGAUGACUGUGGGUGUCAGGGGGCAGGCACGGUAGGGGGAGAUACAAUCUGCCAUCAGACGGCUGGAAUAUGUACAUGCAAAACCAAUGUCAUUGGUGAGAAGUGCGACCGAUGCAACUACGGCUUCUUUAAUCUGAGUACCUCCAACCCUGAGGGGUGCCAGCGAUGUAGCUGUAGCCCCAUCGGGGGUUCUAGUCCCUACUGCAACCCAGUCACAGGUAGCUGUCAAUGCAACGUAGGGGUUCAAGGGCAGAACUGUGAUGAGUGUGUGGAUGGGUAUUAUAGUCUGGGAUCUGGAGGUUGUCUACAGUGUGACUGUGAUGAAGACGGCAGUGUACCAGGCUCAUUUUGCGAUAAGAUCACCGGGCAGUGUCUGUGUAAGGCGAAUGUGGAGGGACAUGGCUGUGACCAGUGUCGUAUCAACACCUACAAUCUACAAUCCUCCAACUCGGAAGGUUGCAGUGAGUGUGCGUGCAACCUCGCUGGUACGGUCAACGCUUCGGAAUCAUGCGACGCCACGUCAGGCGUGUGCUCCUGCAAGCCUCUGGUUACUGGGCGUACCUGUAACCAGUGUAUUAACAACAACUGGGGACUUGAGCCCGCUAAUCCCGAUGGGUGUUCCCCUUGUGGGUGCGAUCCAACCGGUACUCAGCAGGGCUCUGGUGGCACUCUCCUUGGGUGCGAUCAGAACUCUGGACAGUGCCCGUGCCUGAGCGGAAGGACAGGAAGACAGUGCGAUCAAUGUUCAGCAGGUUAUAUUUCUCCAGACAUUGGUGGUGGCUGCUUACCCUGUAACUGUCAUCCCACUAGCUCAUCCUCACUGUCCUGUAACCCUGUCACCGGUCAGUGUCAAUGCAAUGACCCUUCAACCUCUGGGGUGUCAGGACGACAGUGUGACAGCUGCCUUCCAGAGUUCUGGAACUUUAAUGCCGUCACAGGAACCUGUGAGGAUUGUGACUGCAACCCAGCCGGUAGUUUCAACACAACAUGUGAGUCCAACAAUGGCUUGUGUAUCUGUAAAGAACUGGUAACCGGUCGCCAAUGUGACACGUGUAAGAGUGGUACAAGCAACCUACAAGCUGGUAACCCGCUGGGGUGUAGUAAAGCUCCAGAGCAGCAGCCUGCCCCCAGCUGGAGCGCCUUGACGCCCUAUUCUCUCCUCUUGGUAUGGGACCCGCCUGACGCCCCCAAUGGUAACAUCAUAGGGUACAGACUAUACAGGGACAGCGCGGUGGUUUAUAGCGGAGUGUAUGGAGGCAAUCCACUUGGUACCCAGCAGUAUGAAGACGGAGGUUUGUCCCCUUACACACAGUACAUUUACUAUGUGCAAGUCGUUAACGAAGCCGGUAGUACAUCCAGUCCAGCGAUCACGGCAAACACCCCUGACGCCAUCCCGGCCGACUUCGACAUACUCACCAUCACCAACGUAGCUGCUCGUACUGCCCAGUUCUCCUGGUUCAAGCCCCCACAGAUCAUUGCUCCGAUAACCCGCUACAUCCUUACCUCGGUCACGCCCAGCAAACCCACCCCUGAAACCCAGCAUUACAGCGGGCUUGCCACCAACUACGCGGCGACUGAUCUCAUACCCUUCACCAAUUACACGUUCUUCUUGACAGUGUGUACAGCUGAUGAUUGUGGGAAGGGUGUAGGGGCACUUGCUUACACCCCUAUGGCAGCCCCUGAGGGUGUGCAGGACCCAGAUGCAGUCGGGAUAAGCACCUCAGCAUUUCUUAUCACAUGGGAGCCACCAUCUGAGCCAAAUGGUAUCAUCACACACUACGAGUUAUUUAUGCGCGGUCUUCCUGGCCCAGACGGCUCCCGUGACCCCCCAGAGACCCGUAUAUUCCACCCGGCGGGUUACUAUAACCCUAGACCCACGGUGACCCCAUUAGAGACCCCUGCAGACCCACCGGCUACUAACUACACACAGGACGGGCUGGAUCCAUUCACUGUGUAUGAAUUCAAAGCAACGGCAAGGAAUGCUGCUGGUACCGGGGAAAGUGACUGGGUACCGGCUAGGACACUUGAGGCUUCACCUGUGUCUACCCCAGCUCCGUAUGCAUAUGGCAUCUCAAACUCAGAGUUGAAUGUAACGUGGCUGGAACCCACCGAGAGGGAGGCCUUGGGAGUUAUUAUUCUCUACAACGUCUACCAGAUAGUGACCUCUGAUGACCCCUUCGCACCUCCCGAAGUAGAGAUGUUAAUCCACACAUCAGACGGGUCAGGUAGUUUCUUCAUCGUGUCUGACCUUCUACCUUAUUCAUCUCAUGAGUUUAUCAUCGAGGCCUGUAACAGCAUCGGUUGUGUGAAGAGUCAAAGAUCAGCUGGCAGAACGCUAGAAUCUGCCCCUGAAGGACUCCAACCGCCUGUUGUUAACGGAUACAACUUCUCCACCAUGUCCGUCACGUGGGAACCCCCCAAGCAGCAGAAUGGUCCCACCCCACUUUACCAUGCUUCACGCACAAUAGCAUCCUUUAACACUUUCCCACCAAGGGUGGAAAAGGGAACAAGGUUUCCCGGAGGGGCAUACUAUUUAUUUGCGAGCUCCACACUACCAAGCUCUGCUUACACAGGUAUUGAGUUUGAGUUCCGCGUUGAGCGUACAACUUCGCCCACCACGCCUGUCGACGCCCUACUCCUGCUCGCCAUCUCUGCUGGCGAACAAGAAGAGUUCAUUGCCAUCCAGCUGCGAGGUGGUCGUCCGUGGUUUCUGUUUGACCCCCAGGGUGGGGUAGCUGCUGUGACGCCCACUAAUGACGGAGGACGUGUUUAUGAUGACGGGGAAUGGCAUCAUGUAGUAGCUGUACGGGAUGGUGUGGAUGGGACUAUUACUGUGGAUGGAGUUUAUACAGGUCAAGCCUCUGCCCCGACAUCAUCCAAAAUCAUCGGUAUGACAACGGGUCUCUACGUAGGAGGCACCCCGUCCGAUUUCACCAUCACAAGAACCGACACUGGAAACAGCGCCCUCAUCCGCCGGUCAUUCGUGGGAUGUAUGCGCGGAUUGCGUGUUGAGAGACAGCAUGUACCGACUACAGUGUGGGCGGAGCUUGAGUGGGAGGAGGCUGAGGAGAGUAGGAACACUGUAGCGGGAUGGCAAGGGUGUCCGGUGGAGCUUUCUGAAGGCACUCACUUCUUGGGAAAGGGUUAUGCCAUCCUUCCUGAGGGUAUAGUCACUGGUGGACAAGCCUUCAUUGCAACGAUGGAGGUUAGAACCGAACUCAACGCUGGGCUGAUCAUGUUUGCGUAUGGAUCAAACGGAGCCUUCAUACUCCUGCAACUUGUCAACAGUAACCUGGAGUUGACUCUGUACACCGGAGCGGGUAGUCGUUUAACACUGACCACAUCCGGUGGUAACCUCUGCGAUGGUCAAUGGCGCUCGCUGACCAUGGUCCAGAAUGGCCCCCAGGUGACCCUGAGUGUCCUAGGUGGACCUAUAGAAGUGGGCUCAGGGGACAGCUCCCCGUUGGUCAUCACAUCAGAGUUGUUCAUGGGAGGAAUUCCUGACGAGUCAGCGGCGGCGGACUUUGUUGAGGAGGCUGGGUUGUCUCUGCAGUCAGGUUUCGGUGGAUGUAUACGAGAGAUGGUCGUCAGUGGCCAGAUGGUUGAUUUCACAGUCCAAGGAGUAAAACUUUCCAAUGUGUACCUUGAUGGCUGCCCAGCAGCGACACAGAGUCAGAGUCCAUGCGUUGGAUCAAACGUCGCUGCUGUGUACACUGGACAGGAGAUGAGCUUCAACGAUAAUGCUCUAAGAACAUACACAGAAUAUUUGUAUCAAGUAUCAGCGAGUAACAGUCGAGGGUCGACUUCAAGCAGCUGGUCUGUGGGAAGAACAAGAGAAGGACCACCAACCGGAGUAACCCCACCUACCGACCCUGUGUCUUUAAGUGGUUACACCAUACAGCUUAGCUGGCAAAGACCCACAGGCAACACUGGACUCUUACUCCACUACAUCCUGACUGCUUAUGAUCAGGAUCGCACCAAUGAGCUACCUAUACAGAGAUAUUACAACGAUACUGGGCCAGCGGAAUACACGGGAAAUAUCACCAUGGUUGUUCCAUUCACCAACUACCAAGUCUCAGUCGCUGCCUGCACAGCAGGGGGCUGCACUGAAAGCUCAGCUGUACCAGUCAUGACUCGACAAGAAGCUCCUUCAGGUGUCGUUUCCCCAGAAGCUACGAUCAUCACAGCCAACAUGAUGACAUUGGCCUGGCCUCUGCCUCACCGACCCAAUGGCGUCAUUACCAGCUACAACCUCAUUAUGAAUGAUAUAUCAAUCUACACUGGUUCACAGCGUAUCCACACAGAGUCUGGUCUACAGGUGUAUACUGCAUAUACAUUCAAGAUCACAGCCUGUACAGCAGUUGGCUGUACAGACAGCCCAGAGGUCAGUAUUACCACAGCCCAGCGACCUCCAUCCUUUGUAGCCCCGCCUACCCUCCUCGUCCGGGGGCCUACUUCCAUCGAGGCCAGCUGGGUUGAGCCACCUCAACUGAAUGGCCGUUUGGAGAGAUAUCUCCUCUAUCGAUCCGUAGAGUCAGGAGAUGUGGGUGAAGGAAUUUAUAAUUCCAGCGUUUUGAUAAGGAGUCACGUUCUCUCGGAGUUGACGGCAGGAACUAUGUAUCUAGUCACGCUCAGCGCUUGCACAGGGGGAGGUUGUACCAAUAGUGCACCAGCCACUGCCCAUACAGAAGAAAGCAUUCCAGAAGGUGUACCUGCACCCUCUGUUGUGGUCGUCAGUCCUUAUCAUCUCUCUGUAUCCUGGACUGAACCUGAGGAACCUAAUGGUGUCAUCACAAGAUAUUCACUCAUCCAAGAUGGCUCCGUAGUCCAAUCCAACCUCAAUACAUCAUACCAAGUCACUGGUCUCACACCCUACAGCCUCCACCUGUUUCGUCUCGAAGCCUGUACCUCAAAGGGCUGCUCCUACGGUCCUGAGAGCUCUGCGCGUACUGCUGAGGCGCCACCAGAGGGCAGCAUUAUGCUGAACGCGUUUGUGACCGACGCACGAACGGUUUCGGCACGCUGGACUGCGCCAAGCAACCCCAAUGGGAGGUUACAGUAUGAGGUGCUGUUCACUGGGAUAUUCUACGUGUCUCCAGAAAUGGGAAUGUACAACACCGUAUCUCAAACCAGAACCUUGCUGAACACCACUGAUGCUAAUGUACUAGUAGCAAUCUCUGGUCUGAUCCCGGACUCUUCAUACACGGUGCAGGUGCUUGGUUAUAACACACAGGGAAGCUUACUCAGUGACCAGCAGAGUGUAGUCAUGCCUAAUGGAAGUCCAGAUGGUGUGUUUCCACCCACCCUAGUCACCCUAUCUGCAAUGUCAAUCCGUGCACAGUGGCAAAACCCUGCCAGGAAUAACGCCCCGGGUGAAGCCAGGUUUCAACUCCAGUUCAGACCUUCUCUCCAACCUGGUCUUCAGGAAGAUCUGUUCAAUGCUCCUGUGAGUGUUAACAACUACAUUAAGACUGGUCUGGCAGCCUACACUGAGUAUGAGUUUAGAGUAGUAGCAAGCAACAACUAUGGAGAAUCAGAGAGCGAUUGGACAGCUGCAGUAACAAUGGAAGCUGCACCUGGCCCUAUUGAUCCACCAAUGGCAACCAUCUUGGAUGCAUACAGCAUGUAUGUUACAUGGGAGGAGCCAGAAGAACCAAAUGGUAUCAUAGUCAGAGUCAGACUGUACCAGAAUAAUCAGCUUAGAGAGAUUUUGGCCGGCAAUGCAACAGAGUUCCUUGCCGAUAGCCUGAUGCCAUACACCCAGUAUAACUUCCAUGUGGAGAUGUGCAACAGUGCUGGAUGUACAAGCAGCGUUCAUUCACUGACCUACACCACACCACAAGCAACUCCUUCCGGCCUUGACCCUCCCUCCCUCCGCUCAGAGACCCCAACCUCAAUCCUCAUCAGUUGGUCUCCACCAGACUCUCCUAGUGGAGUCCUGACAGGAUACGAGAUUGAAAGACGCAAGAAAGGUCUCUCUGCGGUCACCACCGUGGUAUCCGUCGGCCCGGACGUCCCGUUGGUUUAUCUGGACCAGUCGCCUGCCGUCACACCGUUUACUGUGUUUGAAUAUAGAGUACGAGUGCGGAAUGGUGUUGGUGGGUCAUCCAGCAGCUGGCAAGAGGUCACGACUCUUUCAGCUGCUCCAGGGGGAGUAAAUGCACCUAUUGUAACCAGCCUGGACCACGUGUCGAUGCUUGUUACAUGGCAACAGCCAGCCUUUAGCAACGGGGAAAUCAUAAGCUACACCAUACGGAUGCCACAGCCUAGAGUGUACAUUGGAGACACCAACACGACAAGUAAAGUAGUCAACGGUCUGGUGCCCUACACCAACUAUCUUGUUACCCUAGAGGCAUGUACCAUCGGUGGUUGCACAGAGAGCAGUGGCACCCCAGCCCAGACGGAUCCUUACUUCCCUGAGGGUCAGGGGGCUCCUAGAGGUGACCCUAUCACCCAGACCUACAUCUCAGUCACGUGGAGCGCACCCAUCAAGCCCAAUGGUCCAAAUAUCAGAUAUGAGCUGCAUAGGAUGAAGUUAAGACAACCACUACAGCCAGGCAUGGCAACAGGCCUAGGUUUCUGGCAGCUCAUCUACAGUGGUGCAGACACAUCAUUUGCUGAUCUCGGACUGACCACCUACACAACCUACCAGUAUCGCAUCACAGUCUCCAACGACAUCGGCCCCUUGACCUCCGACCCCAGCGAUGAGGUCACCACACUGGCUGGCCGACCGUCUAUCGGUGGAUUCAUCUCCGCAGUUGCUGUAGACCAUGUGACAGUUAUGCUCAGCUGGACAACACCAACGCUCCAAGAAUUACGAGGUGAUGUCGUCAACUACUUUGUUGAAUACGGCGCAAGCUCCACCCCAGGGAUUCGAACCAUGAACACCCAUCCACCAGGGGUAGACAGUACCACUAUCGGACUGCUCAUGCCAAACACACUGUAUGAGUUCCGGGUUCUAAUCUCCAAUGGUGCUUACAAUGUAUCUAGUAACCUGGCCUAUGCAGAGACCAAAGAUGGAGCUCCUGAAGGUUUCUUAGCGCCCAGUAUUUACAUCUUGAGCCCCUCAGCAUUGCAAGUAUCUUGGCAGGAGCCGAGUCAACCCAAUGGGGAUAUACUUAGAUACUCUGUGUAUCUAGAUGAUGUUGUUUUGGCUACUCUAUCGUCGUCGACGUUCUCACAUAUUCUACCCAACCUACAGCCGUAUACCAUCUAUGCAAUACAGGUGGAAGUCUGCACAGUGUACGACUGCCUCCUCAGUAACGCCACCUUGACCACAACUCUUGAAGCGCCCCCCACAAGUAUAGCGCUCCCUAACCUACGCGUAUUGGGCUCAUCGGUCAUCGAUGUGAAUUGGGCGACCCCAGCCCAGCCCAACGGCAUCAUCAUACAGUAUGAACUGUUCCGUAGGAACUACAUGCCAUGCAUGGAAGAUGAGGGUUCGAAUCCAGUCAGAGACUCGUGUGAUUAUCUUGAGUGUAGUAUAACAGAAAGCAUCUGUGGAGACGAGUGUUACUCAGGCAGCCAGGUCUGCUGCGAGGGCGCUCUUCACAACCAACAGCCCGAUUACGAGUGCUGCGGGACCAAUUACCUCCCUGUGCGGUCGUCCUCCUCGGAUGUUUGCUGCGGCGGUCAGUUCCAUCCUUUCCAGCUGGAUUACCAAUGCUGCAGUGGUCAAUACGUCAGCGUGCCUGCCGGUCAGAUAUGCUGCAUUGACCCUGAUGAGGACCGGGUGGCCGUGGGGGCCGGUGAUGCAUGCUGCAGGGGUAUUCCCUUCGACACGGCGGGGCCACAGAUUUGCUGCGCAGGAUCUUUCUUUGACAAGACCCAAGGGCUGUGCUGCCAGAUGACCUUUGUAACAUUUGAUGACAACUUCCAAGACGGCUACAACGCCCAGUGUUGCGGCGCUGAUGUUGUCGGCUCUGACAAGGUUUGCUGUGAAGAUAAUGACGACACCAUGACCUAUGACCCUGAACCUAACAAGGUCUGCUGUGGAGUAGAGUACGUUGACCUCUCAGUGACUCUGUGCUGCUCAUCUGAGGCUGGUAUUACCAAGGCUCACCCUUAUGCAACAGUGCAAGAGAAGCAGGCAGCCAAUGAUCAAUGCUGUGGUGCCGAGAGGAUCACCCCGUCCCAGGCUUGCUGUAACACCAUGGGCUAUAACCCACUGACUCACGUAUGCGCAGACAGAGCUACUAACGUUGAAGGAAACUGUGGUGGAGGAAUGUCGUGCCCUAUCAGCCAAGCUGGAAUGGCGUAUUGCAAUAGGUGUGACUUUGACAAGAACACUCAUGUAUGCGCCAGGAUCGAUGCACAGUUUGUGACAGCCCCUCUGCCUCCCUCUGGCUCUAAUACUGGAGUGGAUAAUAUCUGCCUCUCCGCCUUGGAAAGUAUCACAAUCGCUGGACCUAAUACUUAUACUUACUUAGAUGAGGGUUUGAUACCGUAUACAGUCUAUGAGUACGCCAUCACAGCUCAUAAUAGUGUUGGUAGUGCAACUAGCGAGUACAGUAAUGGGCUGACCAAUGAGGAUAUACCAAGAGAUGUAGCGUCACCAGAGUGGAGGGUAGCGGCUGGGGUACUGGACACCAUCGUACUGACUUGGACACCACCAGCUUUUCCAAAUGGCGUUAUAACGACGUACAUCCUGCGACGUGAUAGCAUUGAGAUCUUCAGAGGUCUUGCCACAUCACUUGAAGAUAGUCAAGGCAUCCAGCCUUACCAGCACUACACCUACGUCUUAGGAGCUUGUACCAGUAUUGGAUGCGCCAACAGUCCACCAGUUACUGCAGCCACACUGCAAGAUGUACCAGCCAAUCUCUUUGAUCCAGUAGUUACAUCCAUUGAUGCAUCCAGUGUCCGCAUCACAUGGCGCAUACCAGGCAGACCAAACGGCGUCAUCCAACAGUAUAGAAUAACAGAGAACGGUCAAGAUGAUCCGAUAUACGUGGGCGACGCAACCGACUUUGAGUACAUCCACAGUGGUUUGUCACCGUUUACAAGUUACGGAUAUUCCCUCGUAGCAUGCACAGCAGCAGGAUGUACCACAAGUAACGCCGUCUCAGUGACUACGCCUGAAGCCCCACCACAAGGCGUUUCAAGUCCUGUGCACGUCGUUGUUAGUUCUACCGUGCUGGAGCUGUACUGGACCCAGCCAGCAAUCCCCAAUGGUAUCCUGACAUCCUACCGACUCUAUCGCUUCAAUAGUCUCGUCUACUCUGGAUCUAGCCUGAUGUAUACCGAUACCAACCUCAGCCCUAACACGCGUUACGAGUACAUCUUACAAGCGUCCACGUUGGCCGGUGGAACCAACAGCUCUGUCUACACAUGCCAGACCCCAGACAGUGCUCCGGAAGGAAUCUCCACCCCGAGUUUGACUGUUCUGAGCUCGACGUCCAUCAGCGCAACGUGGAUACCGCCGACCAUUCCUAACGGUGUUGUCCGACGGUAUGGUGUUGUGAUUCUGAGCGGAACUCCUGAGCAGAGAGCCUUCUUCAGCAACUUGGAGACAUCCCGUAUCGUAGAGAAUCUAACGCCCUUCAGAUUGUAUGAUGUGAGAGUUGAGGUUUGUACUGAUGGUGGAUGCGGGCGUGGCCCAAAGGCAUUCGCUCGCACCUUUGAGGCCCCUCCCCAAGGACAGGACCAGCCUACCCUUAAGGCAACUGGAUCCACUGUGGUUGAAGUGUCUUGGAGUCCGCCCUCAAGUCCCAACGGGAAUAUCACCAAGUACAUGAUCUACAGACGAGAGUAUGGAACAAGCCAACUUUACCUCGUCUACCAAGCUGGUCCGGUGGAGACAAGUUUCACAAAUGCUGGAGGUGAUCUGCUACCAUUUACUCUGUACGAGUACAGGAUUACUGUGCAUAACUCCGAAGGGAUAAGUAGCAGUCCUUGGGCGAGUGUACGAACUCUGGAAGCCCCGCCUCAAGGUGUAUCACGACCUGACUUGGAGGCCAUUAGCUCCUAUGCUAUCAAAGCUACCUGGGAGGAGGCGGUUUUCCCUAACGGACUGAUAACAGGUUACAGAAUCGAGCACCAGAUGCUUGCCGAUGAUCCAACUCUUCCAAACCCGGUAGUACCUGCAGCUACCGUAGAUUCAUCUCUGACUCAGACCACAUUCUAUGGGCUGGCACCAUUCACCGCAUACCGAGUACGUAUUGUCGCCAUCAAUGGUGCAGGGGAGUCGUCUGGUCCGUGGGCUGAGAUAACCACACUAGAGGGUGUCCCAGCAGAGAUCGGGCGGUUCUCUGUGGUUCAACAACCUGGCGGCAACUCCCUCGUUCUACGCUGGCCAGAGCCUGGACAGCCAAAUGGGCACAUCCAAGAAUAUCGUAUCUACGAAGAUGUCUACCUCAUUACUCCGGUCUACAUCGGCCUAACACGGGAGUAUCUCUUCCGGCGUUUAGACCCUUACACUGAGUACAUCGUGGUUCUGGAAGCGUGUACAAGUGUCGGAUGUGGUCGAGGCGAACCGCAGAUGGUCGUUACAGCCGAGGUUGCUCCAGCCAAUCAAGCUCCACCCUCCUUAGGAGAAGUCACGUCCUCCUCGGUACAGCUCAUCUGGAAACCUCCCAUCUCAGCCAAUGGAAGGAUUCUCCGCUAUGACAUCCUGAGACGCACAGCGACAUCAAGUAGACGUAGACGUGAUACAGACGAUAGCCCUUUCACUGACACUCGAAUUGUACAUCAGCAGUACAGCACCGAUGCAGAGGAGUACAGUUACACCGACUACUCCUUACAACCCCACAAGUUGUACGAGUACCAAGUUAGUGUCUUGAAUGCUGCUGGUCAAGUAGCAAGCCCCUGGGUUCCUGUGCAGACUGAGCAAGCUGCCCCCGUGGGUGUGUCGCCCCCUGUGGUUAACCAUGUUGCAAACAACCCAACCACCUUACAGGUGCAGUGGACGGAGCCAGCAGAAUCCAAUGGAAUCAUCACAGGAUACCUACUCAAGAGGAAUGUCAGCGCUCCGUUCAGCUUUGAAGCAAACUCCCUGAAGCAGUUCACCGAUCAAGGCUUGACGGCUUACACGGUCUAUGCAUACACCAUCACAGCCUGCACUGGGGGUGGAUGUACUGUGAGUUCACCAACCCAUAUAAGAACUCUUGAAACUGCUCCUGGCACUGUGGCUCCUCCACUGGCCAACCCUCUCAGCUCUACCACCAUUCAGGUCAGUUGGACAAGUCCUUCCUUGGACGCUGGGGAAAUCGUCCGCUAUGAACUGAAAAUGGAUAGAGUUGUGAUCUACUCGGGUCCAGAUCUGGAAUACACCAGUGCAGCCCUGACGCCUUAUCAAGAGUAUUCGUUCACAGUGGUUGCUUGUACAUCGGGAGGAUGUACUGAAAGUCUCCCUACAGUGAGUAGACCCUUUGAGGCCCGUCCAUUUGGCAUGAAUCCACCCGUCUUGAGAGCACUGAGUGCUAUCGCUGUCGAGUCAUCAUGGUCAGAACCAAGCAUGCCAAACGGGGUGAUCCUAAGAUACGAGUUGCGUCGGGACGGGAAGCUAGUCUACGACGGCAUCGCAAUGAGAUUCCAGGAUUUUGGUGACGGGGGUCAAGGGUUAACACCUGGGCAGGAGUACUCCUAUGUCGUGACAGCUUUCAACAGCCAGGGACAAGCCAUCAGCGACUCGGCAACCGUCUUCACUUCUUCCUCCUCGCCAGCUGGACUCGGCUCUCCAGGUCUUAUAGUCCUCUCCUCUUCCUCCAUCAGGGCAACGUGGCUUCCACCGAUCUACCCCAACGGUGACAUCCAAAACUACACCCUGUACCUUGAGGGUAACGUCCUCUACUCUGGGAAACAGUUCAGCUUCGACGCCCAUCGCCUGGACUUCUUCACCGAGUAUGAGUUCCGCAUCGGAGCAUGUACACUCACAGGCUGUGCUCUGAGUGACCGCGCCCACGCCCGCACCUUAGAAAACAUCCCAACCAAUCAGCUUGCCCCUACCCUCACCCCUCUGACGGAUAACUUAGGCGUGGCCAGCGGUGUCCUCGCCGAGUGGGGACUGCCCCAACAACCAAACGGUCUGAUACUCGGGUAUAAGUUGUACCGCCGACGAUUUUACCGCCAGACAGGCGAUCGUGACGAUCCGAUCUUAAUGUAUGAUGGACCCAACGCAAGGUUCACUGACAUGGAUCCACUCCUGAUACCUGAUGAGACCUACGAGUACAUGGUGACGUCGACAAACUCGGCAGGAGAAACAUCCAGCUCUUGGGCCCCUGUUAGAAUGCUGGAAGCUCCACCACAAGGACUACAGCCGCCAUCAGUGACCGACGUGGAGGCCACUACCUUAGUGGUGAACAUCCUAGAACCAAGCCAGCCCAAUGGAGAUAUAUCCAGCUACACCAUCAUCAGGAAUGGCACUGAGCUGAUCAUAACUACAAUGACAAGUUUCACCGAUGAUGGACUCCAGCCCUACACCGUCUACGCGUAUGAAGUACGAGCCUGCACAUCAGGGGGGUGCACUACUAGUGAACAAGCUCUAGUCAGAACCAUACAGGCCUUGCCUAGUGGCCUAGCUAAGCCUGUAGUCACUGAAGUUGGAGCAACGUGGGCUUAUGUAGCGUGGGAGCUACCCUCGGAAACAAACGGAAUAAUUGUCAGGUUUGAGCUUCGUAUGAGAGCAUCGUGUCCUAUAACGGCUCAGCCGUUUGAACAACCCUGCACUGUGAGCAGCUUCCAGAUGUUAGACAAAGCUCUGGGUUUAUCUCAUAAUGCUACGGGUCUACGGCCGUACACUAACUAUGACUUCAUGAUCGUAGCUUACAACGAUGAAGGGUUAACUCAAUCACCGGUUGCAAUACAAGCAACACUCGGAGCAGCUCCAGUGUACAUUCCAGAGAUCAAGCCCACCAUCGUCAGUAACUCUACCAGUAAGCUGAUUAACAUCAACUGGGCAGGUAGCUUUAGACUCAACAGCAUGCUGACUGAGUAUGCACUCACAGAGAAUGGGGAUGUUGUGUAUAGUGGUAUCGCGACUGGUGUUAACCGACCCCUCAAACCACAAAAAUAUGAGUUGACUGUCAUGUGCAAGACAACAUCAGGGAGUGUCUCGUAUCCAACCAUUAUAUAUGAACCACCAGUUGAUGGAGGCGCAACCCCCAUACCUCAGGUAGCCUGGUACUCCUCUGUCUGGUUCAUAGCCAUCAUGGUCCUCAUUGGAGUUGUCAUUCUCUUUAUACUCAUCGCUAUCUUCCUGAGUCGUAUGGGAACACGCAAACCCUACGAGCGAGAGCGCAGACCUCUGCCGCCCCGACAGCAACGCGGUAACUUCACUUUCAAUACAUGCGGGAAGUACUCUGAGACUGAGAGCAUACUGGACCCCAUUCCCCAAGCCAUCAGUCGUUCAGGCAGCAUGCAUAGCCUGGGUAAUGCCUACCUCAAUCCCAGUUUCCUGAACGCCUCCCAGGCACCGGGGGCCUAUAGUAGGGGUACGACUCCGGAGAAGAUGAAGCAGUUUGAAGACUCCGGCUGGGAUGCACGGGUCUUGAUCCCGAACAAGCUCGACAGUGGCAUGGUUAGUAUGGCUGAUGGAUAUGAUGAAGAUACUAUGACGCAUAUCAGCCAACCGUACAGCUACACUAAGGAGCAGACGAUGUUUACCGACACUCACCUAUAAAUACUGCCGAGAAGAGAGCAUGGUGUCUUAUAGACACUCCUGUACAUAAAUAU